UUCAAGGAGAGUGUCAAGCCCAAGAUGGUACACAUGGUGCCACCAAACUUCAUCAAUGGGCUUGAGGCAGCCUUUGAGGCGGUUGCCAACCCAAACCCCCGGAAGAGGAAGAACAGCUGGGAUAGCCAAGAAGGAGAUGGGGACGACGGUGAACGUGAUGGCACCAAGGCUGCAUCAGGAAGUGGGACUUCACAGGGUGUGCAGCGUGCCAAGAGGUACAUCCUGGAGAAGUUGUACAAGUUCUUCGAUCCAGUCCUGAAGGACUUCAAUUCAGCAUCCAAGAUCUACUUGGAAGUGACCGAAAAGGAGAUUGAGGACUUCAUGGUUACGCUGGGUGGGCGAGACAGAACCGUGGCUGGCUUCCACUUGGACUCUGAAGCAACCGACCAGGACAUACACGCACGUGUCCGGAAGUCCCUGGUUGAGAGAUGGAACAACCGCAAGAAGUGGAUUGGAAAUCUACAGCAGCAGGCCAAUGUGGAGGAUGCUUUGAGAUUCAACUCCUUUGGAGCUGACGAAGAGGAGUUUGAGAAGUACCAGUCUUCACAGUCGCACCUGGAAUACUUGCAGAAGAGCUUAGGGCCUCUAAACAAUGAAGAUGACAAGUUCGUCUUCAUUGUCGAGGGCAAGGACAGUCCUGUGCUCUUAGCUGGCGGUGUGGUCUUUGGCAGUCUUG
Messenger RNA from Volvox carteri f. nagariensis, 676 nucleotides. RefSeq lists its product as uncharacterized. The record is from RefSeq and is a predicted model, not a curated record. The annotation marks the transcript as partial. The transcript is spliced from 3 exons. NCBI's taxonomy places the organism in Eukaryota, Viridiplantae, Chlorophyta, Chlorophyceae, Chlamydomonadales, Volvocaceae.